AUGGGCAAAAAUGGCUUUCAAGAUGGGAGAUUCAACGAAAUUAUGGAACUCGCUCUAUUGCACGGCAUAUAUACUGGCAUCGUUUCCGUCACAUUGUGGAAUAUAUGCAACUCCCACACAGAUAUCAGCGAAUCUCGGUCCAUCGGACGCUUCAUGUUACCUAUUAUCAUAUUCCUCUACACCAUCACGACGAUCAAUUUCUCCUUCAAUUGGACACUUGGUCGGUUGAUACUCUUUCGGUCAACACUUUCCGCAGAAACGUUUCAUUCUCAAUGGGGUCCAGUUGGGAUACUCACUACAGGCGUUGGUACCACAGCCGUCAUGAGCACUAUCGUCGCAGAUGGUACCAUGAUUUGGCGCUGCUGGAUGGUUUGGGGACGACGUUGGCUCGUGAUUCUGCUUCCAAUCCUUUGUCUUGCGUCUGGAUUUAGUUUCAAAAUCAUUGAAAUUACUGCAGUAGAAAACCUUGGGUUCAGACGUGUGGUCCCUCUGAUAAUUUACAUAUCCUGCAUCAUUGCCACGACUCUAUGGUGCACCAUUCUCAUUGUUUUUCGCAUCCUAAUCGUUAUACGGGCAUUAUAUGGAGCGGAUGGUGGUCUUGGAGAGUAUCACCAUGUUAUCGAAAUCCUCAUUGAGUCCUCGGCUCUUCAUUCUGUGACUUUGAUCAUAUAUGUUGCCCUGGAGGGGAGUAAUAACUGGGCGAGCGAUUACUUUAACACCCUAGCAGCAAUCACAACGGGAAUUGCUCCGACUCUCCUCGUUGGACGUGUAGCCGCAGGUCAAGCUCGUCCGGAUGACUCCUGGCAGGGUAGUAUCAUAUCAUCACUUCGCUUCGAAGCGCACCCGCAGGCCGGUUCUCAGACAAGUUCCCAGGAGAGUUCCAUGACAGGCGAUACUCUCGAGAGUGACCUAGAACCUCAGCCAGAACGAGUGGACGAAUCUGAGGAGAUCAGCACUGAAAAGAGGAUUCAGUGA
Molecule: messenger RNA, 975 nt
Organism: Desarmillaria tabescens
Lineage: Eukaryota; Fungi; Basidiomycota; Agaricomycetes; Agaricales; Physalacriaceae
Exons: 6
Coding region: 1-975 (324 amino acids)
Source: RefSeq, a predicted model, not a curated record